Messenger RNA from Helianthus annuus (common sunflower), 867 nucleotides. Its product is annotated as ubiquitin-conjugating enzyme E2 variant 1D. Lineage: Eukaryota; Viridiplantae; Streptophyta; Magnoliopsida; Asterales; Asteraceae. Gene Ontology annotation, cellular component: nucleus. The transcript has 4 exons. Gene Ontology annotation, biological process: protein K63-linked ubiquitination; DNA damage tolerance. Bases 169 to 609 code for a protein of 146 amino acids. The record is from RefSeq and is a predicted model, not a curated record.
CUCUCAACUUGCUAUUAAAUUAUUGUUAUAGUUUGCGUUUAACCCCCUCCCCUUUGUUCAGAUUCUUCCUCCACCUCUCUUUCUCUGACCCUUUUCGUCUCUUCUCUUCGAUCGAACCGAUCUAACCACACCGUAGCAGAACAACCCACCUCUUCGUAUCCUGAACCCAUGACGCUUGGCUCAGGUGGAUCGAGUGUCGUGGUGCCUAGAAAUUUCAGAUUGCUAGAGGAACUGGAGCGUGGAGAAAAAGGUAUCGGAGAUGGCACAGUGAGUUAUGGGAUGGAUGAUGGAGACGACAUUUAUAUGCGUUCAUGGACCGGCACCAUCAUCGGUCCUCUCAACUCUGUACAUGAAGGGCGUAUUUACCAAUUGAAGCUAUUUUGCGACAAAGACUAUCCGGAGAAACCACCAACUGUCAGAUUCCAUUCUCGGGUCAACAUGACUUGCGUCAACCACGAAACUGGAGUGGUGGAUCCAAAGAAGUUUGGGAUUCUGGCAAAUUGGCAGAGAGAAUACACGAUGGAAGACAUUCUGAUACAGCUGAAGAAAGAGAUGGCGGCGCCGCACAACCGCAAGCUUGUUCAGCCACCAGAAGGUUCAUUCUUCUGAUUGUUUGAAGGAAGUUAACUAAAACAUUAUUAUGUUAUAUGAUGAUAUUUGAUGCACAUUUUCAAGUGGUUUGUCAAUGAAAAUCCUCAUGGAAGUCAACAAAAUGUAGUGGAGAAUGUUUUCUUCUCUUUAAUGUUGUUUGAUUUGUUAUGGGAUGUUUGUUUGUUUGUGUCAAGUGUUUAAUAUAUGUAAUCCAUAUUGGCAACUCAAUUGUAAGAUUUGAUUGCUGCUGGUAAAGCAUGUUUCAUUUCUUUGCUG